AUGGAGCGUACACCCGCCCCCGCUUCGCAGUCGGCGGUCCCCAGACCCAAUGCGCAGGUUGAACCACAGGACUCAAGCCCAAGCACCAAAGAACAAGAGCAGAAACGCACAGCAAAUGGCAGUACAGCCAAGAUACCUCAACCGAAGCUACGGCUCCAUGUCGAAACCCUCCGUCACCCUGCAACAACCCCGUUCCUCACGCUCAUCCCCGAUAUUGCUUCAACCCUCGACACAGCCCUCCAUAACAUCGUCAAAUACCUCUACAGCUCUCCAAUCCACGCUCAAUCAGAAACCCCUUCCGCUCAAAUGACCAAACAUCCCUCAUUUACUCCUUCAAUACCACCUACCCGCUCCGUUACUCUACAUCUCCGCGACAUCGACGGGGUGGCCUACACAACGGGCACCGAGCUCGACGAUGAUCACAAAGAGAUUCACCUCUCCCUCCCAUACGUCCAGCACUGCACCAAAGGAGAUGAUCCAGCAAAGGAGCUAGUCGGGGUCCUCACGCACGAACUCGUGCACUGCUACCAGCACACUUCGCCGCCCGAGUCUGCCAAUGACAAGGAUAGCAAGAUCCCCCACCCGCCUGGAGGGCUGAUUGAAGGUAUCGCGGAUUUUGUGCGUCUCAAGGCGGGCUUGGAGCCACCUCAUUGGAAGAGACCGCAGUCGGCGGGAGAGAGAGCAGAAACGUGGGAUGCUGGAUAUCAGCACACGGCGUACUUUUUGGCGUGGAUUGAGGAUGUACGGGUUGGACGGGGUGCUGUUGGGAUGUUGAACGAUCGGCUUUUGAGGGUUGGGUAUGUAAGUGCGAAGGAAGGGGAUUGUGGUGUUGGGUUCUGGAGGGGUCUGUUUGGGGCUGAGGUUGCUGAGCUAUGGGACGAAUAUGGUGAGUAUCUUGAUGGGGGUAAAGGCGAGAAUGCGAGAGGCAAUUGGGAAGAUGAGAUCCUCAAUGCUGAAUGA
Messenger RNA from Penicillium cinerascens, 960 nucleotides. Its product is annotated as basic secretory family protein. Lineage: Eukaryota; Fungi; Ascomycota; Eurotiomycetes; Eurotiales; Aspergillaceae. The coding region runs from base 1 to 960 and encodes 319 amino acids. The transcript has a single exon. The record is from RefSeq and is a predicted model, not a curated record.